ACAACUUCCUGGUCCGGUGAAAAUAUGCCAUUAUCGCGAUAGAAAGCCUGUUCGUAUGAAGUUCAGCGGUAGCGGCUUGACGCUGGAAUGCGAAACUACAUAUUAUUUAGCCAAAACAAAAAUUGACAAACCGUGACGUAACAUUUCAGAAAUAUCUCACCUCUUCUCGCGACUCGGUUGUGGUCCGAGCCAUGAAGAGGACUCUUAACAUAUGGGGAUGAGACGAGAUCGAGUAUUUCUUCAGUUGCAUCUUUGGGCUCGUUGACUUGGCUCGGGAUGGCGCAGGGAGGCCCUCAGCUCGACUACCACAUCCUGCAGGACCUCAAGCAGCGUUUCCCGGAGAUCCCAGAGGGAGUAGUGUCACAGUGCCUUCUGCAGAACAACAACAACCUGGAUCUUUGCUGCCACCUGCUGGCUCAGGAGAGUAAUAGAUACCUGUAUGGGGAGUUCCAUCACAGUCCAGAGGAGGUACGACUGAGCCAAAAUCACAUGCUACACAUUAACCUGGGCUAUCCGGGCUCAGAGGCAAAUAAGACAAAUGGAGGAGCAGCAGGGGUGGGUUGCUCCUUAGUGCACAGCACCAGUGACAGUCACAUUGAACCCCAUCGACCCAGCUACCCUGAGCCACUGUCAGCCCCUGCCACAAUGGCACCCUCCCCAGGUUACAAUCCUUUCUUCAUGAAUGAUCAGAGCCGCUCAGCCAGCACUCCCACCCCUCCACCCACAAUGCAGGGCAUGUCUCCCACAUACUCACCUGUCCCACGUUACACAAUGAACCCUAUAACAGUCACGCUUUCGCAAAGUAUACCCAAUGUCCCGCAGGCUUUACAGAUCCCUCCUGGGCAUUAUGCCAACAGCACCAACACCACUCUGUAUAUUCGACCUUCACCCUCCCAGAGCCCACAGCCAGCGCCCUGGUCCUCACCAGGGGCACCUGUUUAUCAGCAUCAGCAGUCCCCCUACAGUACUCCCACAUACGGCUCGCCUUACAGUUCCCCGCAGCAUCAGGUCCAGCCGCAACCGCAGCACCAACAAUAUGUCUUCCUCCCUGUUAGCUCCCCAACCCUGCCUAGCAUGACCUAUCAUCAGCAGCAACAACCGCAGCAACAGCCAACUGUUUACAGACCCUACCACACAAAAAGCUCCCUCAAGAACCAGAUAGAGAUUACCUUGGAGGGCCCACGACCACGCAGCAACUCACCUGUACAUACCCCCCACCCCCAAGGAGCGCUUUACAUAGCCACUAGCCCCUCGCCCAGUUCCCCUUCAAGGGGCAUCACUAUGAGUGCACCUCCAGGCCCAACAACCUUCCACCCUGGGAUGUACCUGCAACACCAGGGCCCUGCAAGGCCUCGACCUGCAUCCUCACCUCAACUAGCCCAGUCAGCCUACACGUUAAAAAUCAAAGUGUCCCCUGGAGGCCAGGCUCAGAGGCCAUCCAGCUCACCACCUGUGGCUGAAACAGAAUCUCUUCUCAACAUAGUAGACCAAGGGGAACACAGUGCUGCCCCUGCACCCAUUCUUCCCAUCUCCGCUUUACCAGGGAAUGUUCCCAGUCAAUUUGAGCAAAUACCCAGACGUUCAAGCUCAGGCUCUGAUGACUAUGCCUACACACAAGCUCUCCUGCUCCACCAGCGUGCCAGGAUGGAGCGUUUAAUGAAGGAGCUGCUGCUGGAGAAACAGAAACUAGAUCACUUAAAGGCUGAUGUCAACAGCAUGGAAUAUGACGCCCUUCAAAGACGCUUCCGACGAGUCAAUUUGACCAAUCUUUUACCCAGACCUGAAGAGAUGACCCGGUUGCGAAAUCUGAACAGACAGCUUCAGAUUGAUAUUGACUGUACCCUGAAGGAGACGGAUCUAUUGCAAUCUAGAGGAAAGUUUGACCCGAAAGCAAUGAACAACUUUUAUGACAACAUAGAGCCUGGGCCAGUGGUGCCUCCCAAACCUGGGAAGAAAGAAGGGGAACAUGGCUCCAAGCCUGUACUGGGACCCCAGAGGGACGAGGAUUUUGAAGGCGCCCAGUGGAACUGUGAUAGCUGCACCUUCCUCAACCACCCUGCACUCAACCGCUGUGAACAGUGCGAGAUGCCGCGCUACACCUGAGCUUAGCGCAGCGCUGUAUUGCCUCCCCUACCCCACCCCUCGCCAAUCCUUGGAUACUAUAAACCCCACCCCUCCAGGAUCUCUCUUGAGGUCUUUCUCUGUCAAUCAAUAUAUAAGCCCUUCUUACCUGCUGAGGUAGAGCCACUGUCCCUCUCUUUCCACUUGUCCUGUUCCCAUCUACCGCUCCUGUGCACUUUGACCCUCGUUUUUAUUGGCGGUUUCAGGACAGCUGGAGACUCUUCUCAUGGCAAAGAUAUAACAGAAGGAGUGAGAUAUUGCAACUUUGGCAGUGGGUUCGAUGGGGCUUCAGAAUGGUCAGAACGACUGAGGGUUGAGGAGGAAAAGCUAUGCUUUACCAAGCGAACAUUCCACACAGAAUGAGUGACUGCCCUGUUUACAAAACUGCAUCCAUUCCUGAACUCAAAAUGGGGGCACAUCCACUUUAAUCCAGGACCUGUAACUCCCUUUGACAGUGGAAACAAUGAAAACAGUGGUAUAUAUGAUCUGACUAAUGCGAAAAGUAGAGUGUACACUGUAUCCGGCUCUGUAUUAGAGCUAAUUUCACUGAAAGAAGAACACUAGAGACAUUUGCAUAUGAGUAUAUUACUGGUACUUCUAUGCAUUUGCCACCUUGUAUUAUGUGUUCAGAAGAUGUUGAUUUUCUGUGUAAAUGCCUCAACUUGCUGUACUUAAUAAAGGAGCUGAUUCUAUGUGACUUGACCACAAACAGCUGGCAU
This is a messenger RNA of Monopterus albus (swamp eel), 2840 nucleotides long. It is a transcript of the gene tab3, whose product is annotated as TGF-beta activated kinase 1 (MAP3K7) binding protein 3. The record is from RefSeq and is a predicted model, not a curated record. Lineage: Eukaryota; Metazoa; Chordata; Actinopteri; Synbranchiformes; Synbranchidae. The coding region runs from base 277 to 2103 and encodes 608 amino acids. Gene Ontology annotation, biological process: positive regulation of canonical NF-kappaB signal transduction. The transcript has 8 exons. Gene Ontology annotation, molecular function: ubiquitin binding. Gene Ontology annotation, cellular component: extracellular exosome.